This is a messenger RNA of Branchiostoma floridae (Florida lancelet), 2110 nucleotides long. RefSeq names its product dipeptidase 1-like. Gene Ontology annotation, biological process: proteolysis. Bases 179 to 1438 code for a protein of 419 amino acids. NCBI's taxonomy places the organism in Eukaryota, Metazoa, Chordata, Leptocardii, Amphioxiformes, Branchiostomatidae. Gene Ontology annotation, molecular function: metallodipeptidase activity. The transcript is spliced from 10 exons. The record is from RefSeq and is a predicted model, not a curated record.
ACGUACAUACAAUCCGGCACAGCGACUGUUUCCUCUCAAUUUAUCUACGCCCACUUCGGUAAACGCACAACAAAUUACCCCUUCUCUCAGCCGUCAAGACAUUUCAGACACUGCAAGAAAAAAACUCUUACGUCUUGAAACCUUUUUCUUAAAAUCGUCGUCUUAAACAACGAUUAAGAUGCCAGGAAGAGACAGAGAAAUCACUUUUGAGAAGCCGGAAAGCAGAGGAAAGUUUGUGGCGGGAGGAGUUCUUGUUCUGGUGCUUGUGGUUGUGCUCGCCGUGGCCAUCGCCGUACCGUUGGCGCUACAGCGGCGGGACGCGAUCUCGGACAGGGCCCGCCGACUGAUGGAGGAAGUCCCGCUGGUAGACGGGCACAACGAUUGGCCAUGGCAGCUCGCAAAGAACUUCGGGAACCGCCUGAGCCAGGUGAACCUGGGUAAUGACCUGCGCAGUGCGUACACCCACUCUCACACGGACAUCCCCCGUCUCAGGCAAGGCAUGGUGGGAGCACAGUUCUGGGCCGCCUACACCCCGUGCAACUCCCAGUACAAGGACACCGUCCGCUGGGCUCUGCAACAAAUCGACGUGAUAGAGCGGAUUGCCGCCAAGUAUCCGGACACGUUCCAGUUUGUCACAACUGCACAAGGAAUCCAGGACGCGUUUGACGCAGGUAAGAUCGGCUGUAUGGUUGGCGUGGAGGGCGGACACAUGAUUGACAGCAACCUGGCAGCUCUGCGCAUGCUCUACAAGCUGGGGACCCGCUACAUGACUAUCACACACAGCUGCAACACUCCAUGGGCGGAUAACUGGCAAGAAACAUUGAACCCAACUCCAGAACACAACGGACUAACGGACUUUGGAAAGCUCGUCAUCCAAGAGAUGAACCGUCUGGGCAUGUUAGUGGACCUGUCUCACGUGUCCUUUAAGACGAUGCACGACACGCUGGACGUGACCCGAGCUCCCGUCAUCUUCAGCCACUCCUCUGCCUACUCCAUCUGUAACCACACCAGGAACGUGCCGGAUGACGUGCUCAGGAGACUGAAAGACACAGGGGGCGUUGUGAUGGUGAACUUCUAUAACGACUACAUCAACUGUGGACCCAACAAGACUGAGAACACAACAAUCGCACAAGUUGCAGACCAUUGUGACUACAUCCGGGACGUUGCGGGAGAAGAUCACGUGGGUCUGGGAGCAGACUAUGACGGGGUCACGAGGGUGCCGCAAGGGUUGGAGGACGUGUCCACGUAUCCUGCUCUGAUUGAGGAGCUGUUGAACAGGGGGUGGACGGACGACCAGAUCAAGAAAUUCCUCGGUCUCAACCUCAUCGAAGUCUUUAAGAGGGCCGAGGAGGUGAGUGCCAGUAUGACGAUGGACCCGCUCGAUAACCUCAUCCCGACUACUGCCAUCCAAAACGAGACCUGCAGAACCUUCCUGUAGUCAAAGUGCAUUUUGAAGCAUAUAUUGUCACGUGGUGUUCACGUGAUUUUUCACGUGGUGUUCACGUGAUCACGCCAUAGACCAAUGCGAACCGUCCACCAUUUUGAAUUUUGAGGUCAAAACAUGACAAGUUCGAAUUCAAAGUAUGACAUUAGCAAACAUAACGUUUCAUGAAACGUUAGUACUAGCAUUGUAGUAAUAUUGUAGAACUUUUAGUCAUUUUAGUAUAAUAGAACAGUUUAUUUUUUCCUUGGCAAGGAUGUCUGGAAUUGCAAAUAUUACAAAAGACACCAACAGGUUUACGCAAAUGUAACCAUAAAGCCUUAAUUCAGACCUAGACACAUCUGGUGUAUUUAGUGCACUUAUGCAGAAAUACAGUGUUAAGAGUGAUCUACGUAGGCAUAUCUAAUACAUGACUAGAGCAAAUAUGCGAAAGGCUGUGUUGAAAACUUGGUGUACUACUUCCUUUGGCCUUAGACAUAUGCUAUUUAAAGAAGUGACGUUUGUGCUCGAUAGAUUAUAGAGAAUAUAGUGCAGUUUAAAGACAGAUACGUGACGAGGUCUAUAUUUUUAAGACUGGGUCAACAUAGGAUGCAUGCAAUUCCCUUUAGAUGUGCGUGUGUAACGUUAUACCACGUGUUUUAAUGCUAAUAAAAGAUGAAGACAAAUUGA